AUGACACUUGUUUGGAAAUACUUAAUGAGUGUUAGUCAGAUCGAGUUGAUACAGGCCAAAAUGCUGGAGAACUCGCAUGCUUGGAUGGGCGCUUCGAGCUCUUCGACAAUUGCCGGUUUGUAUGAGAAAAUUGGUGGUUUAUUGCAUAAUGAAUUCUCGCUUGUUUUUCCAGCAGACAGUUACCAAUAUCAAUUACAAUCCAUGUGGCAGAAAUGUUGGAAUACUAACCAAAGCCUAAUGCAUCAUAUGCGCUUCCGUGAACGUGGUCCACUUAAAUCGUGGCGGCCCGAAACAAUGGCCGAAGCUAUUUUCAGCGUACUAAAGGAGGGUCUGUCACUUUCGCAAGCGGCACGCAAAUACGACAUUCCUUACCCGACAUUUGUUUUGUAUGCGAAUCGUGUGCACAACAUGCUUGGCCCGUCCAUAGAUGGUGGGCCUGAUUUGCGGCCAAAAGGUCGUGGCCGUCCACAGCGUAUAUUACUCGGUAUUUGGCCGGAUGAACAUAUUAAGGGCGUUAUAAAGACAGUUGUCUUCCGCGAUUCAAAGGAUCUCAAAGAUGAUAGUCUGGUACCACAUUUACCCUAUGGUCGGCAUUCGCCCAUGUUUCCAUUUCAGGAUGGUCCCAUGAACUAUCCUGGCAUGAGUGGGCCUUGUCCGAAUGGUGUACCGACACCCACCGGUGAUCAGAUGUCACAGGAAGCCACCGCUGCUGCAGUAGCUGCUGUUGCUCAUAAUAUUCGGCAACAGAUGCAAUUGGCGGCAGUCGUUCAACAUCAACAUCCGUCGGAGGGUCCGUCAGGGUCCAACCUCUUUAACUUACCACCGCAUUUACAACCACAGUUAGCUGCCGCGACAGCUGGCUCUAGUGGACCUGCCCCCGGCGGACAUGGCUCGGUACCGUUACCAAAGACGAGUAUUUCUCCUGCGCUUAGUACCACAUCGAAUCCCGGUGCAGGUGCAAUGCUUGGACCACGGCAUACACUAUCGCCUUGCGGUCCUGGUUUGCCAGGUCUACCGCCUAACUUGCCACCUAGCAUGGCAAUGGCAUUACAUAUGGGGCGUUGCGAUCCAUCUUCUGUUCUCAGCCAACAACAACAGCAUCAACUUCAACAUCUGCAUAUGCAGCAACACCAACAACAGCAACAUCAGCAACACCAGCACCAACAACAUCAGCAACAGCAACAUGCUCUCGGUUACGGUGUUAGUUCCAUGCCGCAUCACGCAGGAGCAUCUGCAGCUUCCAUACCAGCCACAGCAACAACAUCUUCCAGCCAUCUGUACCAGCAACAUCAGCAUCAACAUCAACAACAGCAAUCACAAAUUCAACAGCAACACCAGCACCAUCAAUCGGCAAGCAUCAGCGACACAGAUCCAAAAGUGAAAUGUUCAUCUCCUGCAUCAUUACUUGAACAUCGGCGGACCAGUCCAAGCAACGAGUCACAUCUACACUCAACCUUGACCGAACUGGGUUUGGACAUAGGCUAUAAGUCAACGCGCAGCAGCGCUUACUCACCAACACGUCUCUUCUCCGAGGACUUGGCGGCCUUGGUAGGCGCCAGUGAAGAUUCCCCGCCUGGCACGACGGCGGCAUCUACUAUUGUAAGCAGUACCAGCACGGUAACGACUUCGGCAAUCACUGGCGGUCGCACGGAAAUUAGUAUAACCUCCAGCGCAACGAGCGGUAAUAUAAGUUCCAGUAGUAUAAAAACCGAACCCAUCACGACAAGUAGCGAAUAAGCCAACACUUAACAAUAUAUUGUAUGUUUGUAUGUAUGUGUGUACGCAUGUAUGUAGGGAUGUAUGUAUGUAAUUAUUUACUUUAAUUAAGUUACAGAGAUGUGUUGGUGGUGCAAUAUAUUUUCGGAGGAAAAAUUUAGUUAUUAAAAUUUCGUGAAAAAUCGAAUUCUACUUUUAAUUCGACAUAGAACCGAGCCACAGUCAGUUUGACAGUUAUUUGAAAGCGAAGGGUUGAAUACUUUUCAGGUACUCAUAACCGGCACACAAUAAUUCAAUCCAAAUGAACCCUAAAUCAUUUACUCAAAAAUUAAUUUUAAAUUCAAAUAUAAUAGUGCUCCAGUAAAUUUUAAGGCUCUACCUUUCAUUGUGUGGUGGAUAGAGACUAACACUAGGUUUAGGUUCUUCUUCCGAAAUCUUCUUUCCAUUUUAUGAAUGUACUCUGGGUAAUAGUUAGCUUCUAAAGCGGAUAUCUCAUCCCAUGGUUCUGUAAAAAUUGACUUAGACAAAAGCAGCCGGACCCGAUAUAUAAUAUUUAUUCCUUGGAGCAUUUUGAAAGUAUACAAGCAUUAAGAAUUCAAAAAAGCAUGCAUGAUUUUGAGGUUGGACCGCUCUUCUUUGGAGCAUAGGUCGGACACACGGCUUCUAUCAUAGUUCCUAAUUUGACUCCAGAGACCGAAAUGCUCUCUUUCAGUGCGUACCAUCCUCACUCACAUCAUCCUUGGGUCACAACGACCCUUUUCUUAUGGGAAUUCCAUUCAAAAAUCAUUUUUGUUCCACAGGAAGUAUGCCAAUAUUUUGGUAAUGUCGACAUAUAAUGAGGUGACAUUUUCUUCGACAAUAGAAAGCAUCAAAGGCAUUUGUUCCGAGCAAGUGGCAUGGUAUAUCUGCAUAGAGCAGACCAGCAACACUGAAAAUUGAUCUAAGGCCACACGUGAAGGGGGACGAGAUUGGUAAGUAGGCAGGUAGGUGAAACGGUUGAAGUAUCACUAAAGGACCGUUUUGAUACCAUUAUGCGACCUCCAACAUUGAGAUCUAUUGCCAGCCAGAGCUGGUAAUGUAAACUGUCGAAGAAAGGAUUAUCCAGUGACCUUAAUCGUGUAGCUACCAAGCCCGGACAUUUACAGAGAAAGUACUGAACAGUCUCCUUCUCUAAAAGUUCCCCACAGCUUCUGCAAUGGGAGUUAAAUGGUAAAUCUAGCUUUUCCGUGUGUGUUCCGAUCGUUCAAAGACCGUAAACAAAACUACGAGUUUGGGAAUUGAAUGGCGUGGGUCCCAGGAAUUUCGGAGUCAUCCGUCUAUUGUACUGGGGCUAAAAGGUUUUCGAAUUAGCAUAUGAAGAAAUGGAGACCUAUCUUUGCUGCGCUUUCCCGGGAAAUAAGUUGUGUAAUUUCCCUUUAACCACAAUCAGGAGUAUGCCGAUAAUCGGAUAGGAGGUCUCUUAAACUAACUGAGUGCUCUUUCUGGCAAGCUCAUCUGUAUCUUCAUUUCCCUCAAUGUUCAUAUGUCCUGAAAUCCAGAUCAAAGAAAUGUUGCCUGCCCACCCAAGACCUCCCACGUUCCCGAAACAUUUUGCUUGUCCGCAGGAUCUGCAUGAAAAAUUGGCUGAUUUAGAGCAGAUUGGUAUUUUAAAGCUAAUUUUGAAUAUACAAUAUUGAUUUUGUUGCCAAUAUUUUAAAAUGUCACAAAGCCUAAAAGUUUAUGCAGUUUUUUAACAAAGAAAGUAUUCUGCUAUUUUCGCCCGAAACCGAACUAAACCUUUGUGUCCGAACAUCGCCGAAGCAGAAGUUCGGUCGUUCUCCUCGAACUAUAUAUUAAAUAUUACAUAUAAGUUUUCGAUUUUUCUUACUAAAAUAAAUACAUUUUAAUGAAGCGAGGUUUCAUGUUACAUACGAUUUCACUCCUUCUAAUAAAUUGUGCCACCAAAUACAAAGCAAAAAAAAAUUUCAAACAACUCAAGCCGUUUU
Molecule: messenger RNA, 3701 nt
Organism: Anastrepha ludens (Mexican fruit fly)
Lineage: Eukaryota; Metazoa; Arthropoda; Insecta; Diptera; Tephritidae
Product: protein bric-a-brac 1-like
Exons: 4
Coding region: 1-1737 (578 amino acids)
Biological process (GO): regulation of transcription by RNA polymerase II
Cellular component (GO): nucleus
Molecular function (GO): DNA binding
Source: RefSeq, a predicted model, not a curated record